This is a messenger RNA of Abrus precatorius (Indian licorice), 864 nucleotides long. RefSeq names its product putative disease resistance RPP13-like protein 1. Gene Ontology annotation, biological process: defense response to other organism. Bases 1 to 864 code for a protein of 287 amino acids. The record is from RefSeq and is a predicted model, not a curated record. Lineage: Eukaryota; Viridiplantae; Streptophyta; Magnoliopsida; Fabales; Fabaceae. Gene Ontology annotation, molecular function: ADP binding. The transcript has 3 exons.
AUGGUUGAUAUGCUUGGUUCGUUUGUCUCUGCCUUCCUGCAAGUGCUGUUGGAUAGGGUAGCUCAUCGUGAACUUUUAGAAUUCUUCCGGGGCAACCAUCUUGAUGAGGCACUUCUAGAGAAGUUGAAGAAGCUUUUGCUGUUUGUCGCUACAGUGCUUAGUGAUGCUGAGGAAAAAGAGUUUAUUAAUCCAUUGGUGAAGGAAUGGAUUGAUAGGCUUAAAAAUGCUGCCUAUGAUGCUGAUGAUGUAUUGGAUGAGAUUGCCACGAAAGCCAUGCAAGAUAAGAUCAAUUCCGGGUUUCACCCCACCUUAGAUCAGGUAAGAGGUUAUGCUUCUCCUCUCAAUCCAUUUGCUGAACAAGUUAAAGCAAAAGUUGAAAGGAUAGUUGAGAGGUUGAAAUCUAUAAUAGAGUAUAAAGAUGUUCUUGGUCUUAAGGAAAGUGGUUUAGAAAGGGUGCCUGUGGUUGCUAUUGUUGGGAUGGGAGGGGUAGGUAAGACGACUCUUGCUCAGAUUUUGUACAAUGAUGCGCAGGAAACUGUGGAAGUAGAAUUAGUCACCACACGUAGUCAAAGUGUGGCAUCGGCAGUUUGUGCUGAUUUAACUUAUUCCCUCUCGCUUCUAUCUUAUGAAGAUACCUGGAAGUUAUUCUCAAGUCAUGCAUUCAAAUCAGGAAACCUGGAUCAGCAUCCGGUGUUGGCACAAAUUGGCCAAAAAAUAGUAAAUAAGUGCAAUGGUCUCCCUCUGGCUGCAAAAACACUAGGGAGUCUCCUGCGUGGUAAAGAGGAUGCAGAGGAGUGGAAAGUACAUCUAAUAGUAGGAUAUGGGAGUUACCAAGCAAUAAGAGUAGCAUCCUUCCUUCCUUAA